AGCACGAGCGAGCGAGCCCGCGUGACCAGGCAGAAGAAGAACAGCUCGGGAUCGCGAGGCCACGUACUAGCACAGCCGAGAGAUCAGCAUCAAAACCGAGAGGACGCCUAAGAAAAGACCGACGUCUGAGAAGACAGCGCAGGAGAAAAAGGUCUAAAGCUCUGGCAACCAGUGGCUCCAGCGAGAACGCCAAGGCAUUGCGAGCGCUAGAGGCUUAAGCAGUGAGCGUAUUCCAUCGAGUAUGGACACCAAGUCCAACCCACCUGGCCCUCCGGUAACUUCGAGCCAAGGAUCACUGCAAGGCAGAACGUCUGGUGAAACGGGAAAUAGCGAAAGGGCGGCGCCAGUCCGCUCGGUGUCAGCGGUGUCUCUUCCGCUUUCACCGUCUGCAAACAAUGCAGUGUCGCCAGUGUCGCCGAACAGCAACCUGCCUCGACCUUCGGCAAAACGAGACUCCGCAAUUCAGUCGCCUGGAGCACCUCCAAAUCCAGCAGCUGAACGCAAGUCACCGAUAGGGCCCAGAGAGCAACCAAAGGACUUCGCUGACACCGCCACCCUUACUGCAGCGACCACAAGGCAGAGUCGGACUCGGCGACACCGGCGACACUCCUCGCAUACGUCGUCAAGCCGAGGUCCGCACCAGCAGACCGACGUGGUAGCAAAUCGGGAGAAUCAUCACGGGAAGCGGUGCAAACCUAAAGUAGCUGGCGUGGCAGGAUGUCACAGCGAUGACGAGCGGAUGCUCAGCCACGAGCUGCUGUCUUCUCCAGCCAUCGGCAAUGAACGGCAGCCGAAGGCACCAUCACGGGAAAGCAACCUCGAAAUAAAAGAGAGCAAGGUUGCCGACGAAUUCACUCGAGCGGAACAAAAUUCGCUCCAGCGGAGAAGCGAGAGCGCAGACGAAGGACCUCGCGUUGUCUCUUCAAGCUGGGCGGCCACAUCAGAGAACGCGCGCUGUGACGAAUCUAGCAGAACUAAGGAGGAUGGCAGCCAAACCGGAACCACUGCGAGCCAUGGGAGGACGCUCGUCGGGACUACCGCCAGUAGUGGUGCCGAUGAACCUGCAGGAUGGAAUACUGUCGGGAAUCCUGGAGGCGGAACAGAAGGCGGUGCUGUCCGCGGAGUAGAGCGCAAGAAACCUACCGGAGUGAACAUCAUAUCACCACAUGCACAAGCGAGGAAUGUCAGGCAGACGGCGCGUGAAAGCGGUGCAGCGCUGACAUCUAGCCACAUGACUUGGACCCAAAAAACGUCAAUGACUGGCCAUAGUCGCACGCGAAAGUCGAGCGACAUACGUUCUGCGUACACGCUUUCAACGCUUAAGGACUUGGCGACCACACUCAGGACCGAUUCGCAGGCGCCAGGAACGUCCCAGCAAUCGCUGACGACGCAAAACCUGCGGUACGUCGUCGUGGGGAUGGCGGGCAUCGCUGUCCUGUUCACGUUCGUAGUGUCGCUGCUCCUGUGGAUUAUCGGUAGCGUGGCCGUGUCUAGAGCUUCCCGCCUCUGCUCUACGCCUGCCUGUGGCGAACUCGCGGCCGCUUUUGAGAACGUGCUCAACUACAGCGUCGACCCCUGCGAAGACAUGCACGCUUUCGUCUGCUCCAAGGGGAUCCACCGUAGCUCCCGCACUGGCCGCGGUUCUCUGAGCCUGGUGGCGAACGUCUUCAAGCAGUACGAGCUGCAGAUGGUUAAGAUGUUCUUGGAGGGACAGACCUACCUUCACGGCGUCCGCCAUUGUAGCCGAUUUUCUCCGGGAAUGCGCGGGGACCUUCAAGACACCGCCGUCCGUCGACAAGUUCAUCAACUUUUUCGGCUUCGUUGCUGUUCCGUGGCCUUUCGGUGCCCCGUACGGCAACGAGCAGCAUCCCCUGGAGUCCGUCUUGACGCUCACUCUCACCUAUGGCAUCAACACCUGGUUCCGCGCCUAUGUCCGCACGGCCAGGAGGCGAGCGUCCGAUUCCAACUCGAGUGUCAAGCCGGCCUUGUUCAUUCAGGCGAGUACAGGGCCGCUGCAUCAGCUUCGUUUUGGCUCGACUUCGUGCGGACCGUCGAAGCAGUGGGCGGCCGAGAGAAGUACCACGAGCUGUUCCUCGCGCGCUACAAUGCCUCGUUACCCGACCACGGGAUCGUCGCGAAGCGCCUGGCCAUCGAGAAGGACAUCCUCUCCACCCUGGACGAAGCGAGGUUUCCCAGAGCCCGCCUGCAGCCCGUGGUAGCCAGCCUGGCCAAGAUAGCUGCCGGCAUCCCAAACACGCAUUUGGGCAACUGGAUAGACCCGGUCGUAAGUGCGCCCGGCGGCUCUGGCACGGGCAAGUCAACGCUGGUGGUCGUACGGGAUGUGCACAUCCUGCACGCCGUCGGCCGGCUUCUCACCACUUAUAGCGUGGAGGAGUUGAUGCGGCACCUGUCAUGGUGGCUGGUACAGAUUCUCACAGUGAUCGGCUGGCCCGACGGCUACGUCGUCAUCGCUGGCAGCCAGGAGAUCGCUCGCAGUGAGGUGAAGGUGGAAUGCUACCGGAUGAUGGCCAGCAGUUUUGCUCUGCUACUCGCCUCCGAGAGCUCCACGAUGCUAUUUACGCCCGACUCACGGCUCGAGAUACAGCAGUUCUUCUUGGACUUGGUCGACUUCAUGAAAGAGCUCGCCAGCCGGGUGCCCUGGCUCAGCGACAAGGACAAGACCAGGUUCGCUAAGACGCUGGGGGACCUACAGACCGUCGUGUGGCCACCGGACGUGGAGACCUCCAACGAGACGCUGUGGCUUUUGUACGAGAGUUUCUGCACCUCCUGCGGGCACCGCAGCGAGUCCGGUGCCACGCCGCAUGUGGGUCUCAUCGAGUUCUGGUUGUACGUCACCACCCGCUUGUGGCAUGUGUCCAUCGAGCAGAUUGAGCGCAUGCAGUUGCUCUGGCAGUGGGACCAGCUCGAGCUCCUGCACUACGAUCCGUGGUUCAACCAACUGCGAGUCUCUCACGCGGCUCUGCGCAGCCCCAUAUACCAACCGAGCAGCCCAGAGUUGCGUAAGGCCAACUUCGGCGCCCUCGGAACGUUCUUUUUCCUCUACCUGCUUCAGAUGUUCGAGGUGCCGGUGAGUGCGCGCACAGGCCGCCGGGCUUGA
Molecule: messenger RNA, 3118 nt
Organism: Dermacentor silvarum
Lineage: Eukaryota; Metazoa; Arthropoda; Arachnida; Ixodida; Ixodidae
Exons: 7
Coding region: 242-3118 (958 amino acids)
Biological process (GO): protein processing
Cellular component (GO): plasma membrane
Molecular function (GO): metalloendopeptidase activity
Source: RefSeq, a predicted model, not a curated record